CUUCCCUUGAACUUUUUACCGUGUUUCUCGAACUCUGAUCAAUUUUUUCCAAGAGAAACGUAUUAGCUUAGAGCUAAAGCUAAGCUUCUUCUUCUGUUUUUUUUUUCAAGGCUCUUUUGAGCGUUAAGAUGGAGUCUGUGGAUCCUAUAACUUUGGCUAUCAUUGCCGUCGUUGUAGCAAUUGUGCUAUCUGCACUUCUGUUACUACUCUUUGCAACUCGCGAGGAGAAAUACGAGGAUGUUCUCGCAGCUCAGCGCUCUGAACAAGAGGCUUAUAUGGCUCGCACUGCGUCUACAAAACCCGUGAAACAGCGGAAGAAGCUCGGAAAAGGCAAGAAAAAGUAUUCAGAUGAUGGAGAAGGCCAGGAGGAAGUUUCAUCUCUCCAAGUGGAGGAAACGAUCGAAUCGAAUGUGGAGAUAUCUAGAUCUAAUAAUCUUGAUGCUGUCCUUGAUGUUGAGUUCCUUCCAGAUCGUCCUGAAGAAAAGAUUCCCGUACCCGAAGAGAAGCCAAGCUCUGGAAUUACGAAAGAUCGACAAGGGAAAAAGAAGUCGAAGAAAGUUGUAGUAAAAGAAGACACGAGUUCCGUGACCGAGCGACGUGUAAUUCUCGACAAGCCACGUGAGGUUGAAGAAAUGGUCUCCCAAGUUGUUGAUUCUACGGUCGAUAGCGAGCCGGAUAAACCAGAGGAUUUCGAAACUGAGCAGCCGAAAACCCUGAACACCAGUGAAGCAGGAGCUCCUGCUAAGAAGUCUAAAAGCAAACCCAAAACUGCGAAAGAUAGGGACCCCAUUCAAGGUGAAGUGAGUGUUAAACGCCUGAUGGAAAUGGUGACAGUUUCAAACCUGAACUCAACUGAAAUUCAAUCUCUGAUUGAUGUUCUGCUUAACAAGCAAGGGGAAAAUAGUCAGUGGAAGAAGUCAUCUUCUAAGGGUGAUACAUUGGAGUUGUUGAAGAAACAGCUUCAGGAAAAAGAGACCCAGAUAUCAGAAGAGCGUCGACAAUCUCAGAAUGCUGCUAAUAAGUUAAAGGAACUGAGGGAUGAACUACAACAAGAAAAACAAAAAAAUAAGAGUCAACAAGCUAAUGCAACCAGUAAAAUCACCGCUCAAACCAAAGAGAUCCAAGCUCUCCAAACUCGCAUGCAGGCUUCUCAUGACAGCCAUACAUUAGAAGUGCAAACUUUGCAAACUCAGUUGCAUCAGUUGCAGGAUGUGAUGUCAUCCUCGUCUGUGGGAAAUAUUCAACGCCUUCAAGAGGAAAAUAGUCAACUGAAGAAUGCAUCCAUGAGAGCAGCUCAACUAACUGCGGAUAAAGAAUCUCUCACUACAGAGCUGACCAAACUACAGCAAACGUGCCGUCACGUUAAGGGAGAACUUGGUACUAAAAUCGAUCAAUUGUCACAGAGUGAGGAGAAAGUUCGGCAGUUGACAAUUCAUCAGAACAGUGUGAAAGAAGCAGAGAAUGUGUUAUCAAAGCGACUGGCUGAAGUGAAUGAAGAACUUCAGAAGUCUCAAGCUAGAAACACAGCAUUGCAGAAAGAUCUGAACUCUACAGCACAAGGUCUUAAAGCUGAAGAAGCUAAAACAUCUGAGUUGAAUAAGCGCCUGAGUGAACUGUCAGCAGCUGACUCCAGCCAAGCAGAUGCUUUGCACUCCUUGACAGCCAAACUGCAGGAAGCAACAGCAAGGGUUUCUGAGCUGCAAAAAAUAGUUGCUGAUGUAGAAGAUCAGUUAAAGAAAUCACAGGAAGUCAAGAUGCAAAAAGAUAAAGAGAUACAAGUACUUCAAGGAGAACUUAAAUUAGCAAGGGAAAGUGUGCAGACUUCUGUUUCAAAUCAUGUGAGCAGUGCAGCACCUGCUGAGAAUGGCAAGGAACCUAAUGUCUCUGCAAAGAUCCAGGAAGAUGCACUAAAGGUUAAGGAGGAUGUCAUUGCUGAACUCAAUAGUAAUGUGUUGAAGAAAGAUGAAGAAAUUGCCAGUCUCAAGAGUCUCUUAGAUGAACAAAAGAACAAGAAUAAUGAGCUUCGAAAGAAGAACUGGAAGGCUAUGGAAGCCGUAAAUGAUGCUGAGAAAAAUGCUCAGGCGCAAAUUAAUAAGGCUCUUGAGGCAGCCAAGGUGGCAAAUGAUGCUGUUGCUAAUGGACAGAGUGAUGUUGUGAAGGAAAAAGACGAUGCAAUAACAAAACUCACUGAAGAACUUGAGGAGAAAAAGGAAGAAUGUAGCAAACUAGAAAAUGUUAUACAACAGCAAAAGGAUAAGAAUAAUGAAUUGCGGGAAAAGAACUGGAAGGCAAUGGAUGCGUUGUCUAACAUGGAAAAAAGUGUAAACAGUAAAAUCAAGAGUGCUGUAGAAAGUGUCAAGGGUGAAAACAAGACUAUUAUGCUUGAAGAACAAAAUGAAACAAAGGCUGUUCUUUGUAGAGUUCAUCCAAAUGUUAUGGUAGACUCCACAUUGCCAUACAAGAAAUGGCUUGGGGAAUUUGAAAAACAAGCAUCUAAAUCCUCUGGUGAUAGUGAAGAGCUGGAAGAGCUUACCAGGAAGUUUAAAGAAGUGCAGGCACAAAAAGACACUUUGGUAGCAGAAUGUGCUCAUUACAAAGUCACACUUCAAGAAACCGAGUCCUUGCUCAAAAAACUAGAAGAUAAUGUUGAAUCUGAAAUGGACAACUGGCAGAAGAUUGUGGAACGAACUCAGAGGGAGCUCAAAGAGGCCAAUGAUAAAAUAUCAACAUUGGAAGGAGAUCUUCAAAAGACCACAGGAUCAGCUUCAUCUCAGCUGGACACAAUAGCAUCUUUGGAGCAACAUCUCAAGGAUGCCAGGGCAGCUGAUAGUGAAGCAAAGCAAAGGUUCUCUGAAUUACAGGAACAGCUCGCAAAAUCUACAGUCUCUGAAGACAGUGAUAAAGUAAGAAAUCUUGAAAAAGAACUUGAAGUGCUAAGAGCACAAGAUAGAGAACCUACUGAUACAAUUUCCAAGCUAGAAUCCACUGAAAAAGAUCUUAUAAAGUGCAAGCAGCAAAUGGAAACUUCAGUCAAAGAAAUUGCUGAACGUGAUAAUGAUUUGAAAACAGCCAAGGGUGAGCUUGCCAAAGUUCAAAGUUCUGAGGAAGAACUGAAGAAGAAGGUGGUGUCACUUGAAGAGGCCUUAACCAAGGCAAACAAUGACCUGGGAAAAUCACAGGAAUCACUUGACAGUUUAAACAACAGCCCUGACAAGAAAAAGAAAGGUUUAAAGGGAGCAUUGAAUAAAGUGAUGAGCAAGAAAGAUAAAGAGAAGGAAGAUGGUAAACUAGAGGAGGCUCAGCGAAUGUUAACGGAACAGCGAGCAGAGAUUGAUGAUCUCAAGAAUUCUAAACAAGCAUUGGAAAAGCAGCACAAAGCUUUAGAAGUUGAAUACAAAGAGUUGAAGAGACUUUCAAUUUCUGUUGAAAGCGUAAGAAGCGACAAGGACGCAAUUGUGGCCAUUCUUGGAGCCCGGUCAAAUAAACAGAGACAAGAAAUAGCGGCCAAGUACCAGCAGAAGUACAACAGGAACCUCACGGAGGAAUUGAAAUCAGAACUGAGUGGAAAGUUCCAGGAUGCAGCAGUCGCCUUAAUGGCCGUUCCAGAAAAUUACGAUGCAGUUUCUCUUCAUGACGCCAUGUCGGGACUUGGAACUGAUGAACAGGUCCUUAUAGAAAUUUUAAGUUCACGGAGUUACGAGGAACUUCAAGUCAUAAAAUCAGCCUAUACGAAAAUUUAUACUGGCAAAGAUGUGCUUAAAAAGAUCAAAGAAGAUACUAAUGGAGAGUUCAGGACAACUCUUAUGAACUUGAUCGAGAAAAACCGAGACAGCAACGAAAAAGUUAAUGAGGACCUUGCAAAAGCGGAUGCCAGGAAACUUUUGGAGGCUGGGCAAGGAAAAAAGGGAGCAGACAAAGCCGUAUUUGUCGAAAUCCUUACAAGCAGAAAUUAUGCGCAACUGCGAGCCACCUUUGACGCUUACAAAACUUUGGCCAAAAGUGAUUUCAUGGAUUCCAUCAACGAGUACUUAAAAGGAGAUUUGCAGAAUGCUCUCAGGGCGAUAGUUCGAUGCGCUCAGGAUCCAGCGCUGUUCUUCGCGGAGGUGUUGGAAAAGGCGCUGGACAGAGGAAACAGUAAAAUUGUUACACGUGUGUUAGUAACAAGAUCAGAGGUUGAUCUGGCUGAUAUCAAGACUCAGUACCAAAAGAAGACUGGACAACCUCUGAAAGAUGUUGUCGCGAAAAAAAUGAAAGGAGACCUCGAGAAAAUUCUUCUACAACUUCUGGGCAAUUGACGAUAGAACGAUUAGAAUUAUAGUGAAAAAAUUCAAUUGAGAAACUUUGAAGCUCAACAUCACUUAAUUGAGGUGUUGAGUUUUCUCCCUAAGUAAAGCUUCAACUUGUGGCUUUAAUACGAACCUCUUUGAAGGCGGGUUACGACCGUUGCUCAUCUAGCCUUAAAAUUAAAAUUGUCAAGAAUUUAAAUCUAAAAAUGGAAUUUUGUUGUUCGAUUGGGUUCCCUGUGAUGCUGUUUUGUCACGCACUGCGUUUGAAAGUUUUUCUGUUUCGUCCAAACCUAACUCGCGCUCGGUCAUGUCGAAUCGUGAAUAUGUCAGGAGGAUGGAGACAAGUUUUAUGACGUAUUUCAGUGCGAGUAGAAUGCAGUACAAGGAACCCAAUGAAAUUGAACCUACAAAACACGUCGUAUCGUACAAAAUAACAAUAUUACAUUUUGCUCCGGACGAAUCUUCGGUGCUCAAAAUAUUUUUUGAAUUUCGCCUCUUACAUAAGUUAGGCUUUGUACUAAAUUAUAUAUAAAGCAAAUUGUCGCUUGGGGCAUCACCCCCCCCAGGGAAAGCUCAGUCGUUAAUUGUAAUGAAUUUACCCCUUAAUUAAUUCCUUAAUUAAUUAAUUAAUUAAUUACAAAAAGGGUUGGAAUAUUGGAGAAUUAAUAUAAAAUACUCAAAUCAGACUUAAUUUGCGUCAUAUUAAGGGCGUAUCCCGUACUGUUUGAAAUUCAAAAGAAAUUUAGACGCUUUAUUUUGAGUUAUUGUUAGUGUCGAGGUAGCUUUAGAAAAGUGGUGUGAUUGUAUUGAAUAUUGUUGGUGGCUGCAAAGGUUGGGGUGAUAUUUAUUUUUCUUUUUUUUUGUUUUAACAAUCAGUUUUAUCGGAAAGUAACGGUAUACACUGCUUAAGUAGUGUGUUAAGCGCAAUUGAAAAACACGAGAGCCAAUUCUGAAGGGAGUUCCUCUGAGCUGCUGUCGGUUCGGUUGAAACUUAAGGUAGAGUAAAUAAAGCUUUCGUUUCGCUGCUCUACUUCGAAAACAGUUCACCGAACUGGUAGUUGAACCACUCUCAGGAAUGAUCACUGUCUUAAAUCUCCUUACAAUUUUGACUGUUAAGCAAAUAGGUAGUGAAAGGCAAGACAAUCUUCCACUGAGAGAGGGGUAUUGCCUGAAUAUAACAUCAACCGAGGAUAAAGACAAGAGACAAUUAAGAAAAUCUUCCUUAAUUGAGGAAUCGAGGUUCUGAGGAGUGACGGACGACGCUACCUGGUUAUAUACCAUCGCAACACGUCUUAGCGUUUUCGGAGAUAGACAUGAAAGAUUCAAGACUAAACAGAAUUAAAUCGGUGUAUUUGUAGUGUUUAUUACGGGUUUUGUCAAAAGUGCUUCACGUCUUCCUUUGCUCGAUUUGAUUCAGACAUCCUACGCGACGUGGAUGAGUUAUAGCUGUCAAGAAAUGAAGCACGAAUAGUGAGAUUGUGUAGUUACCCCUAAAAUCACUGUAUGUACUAUCGACAGAACAAUUAAACCGUUCUUUCCCAACGGG
Stylophora pistillata is the source of this 5832-nucleotide messenger RNA. RefSeq lists its product as uncharacterized. Gene Ontology annotation, molecular function: calcium ion binding; calcium-dependent phospholipid binding; phosphatidylserine binding. Lineage: Eukaryota; Metazoa; Cnidaria; Anthozoa; Scleractinia; Pocilloporidae. Gene Ontology annotation, biological process: endosome transport via multivesicular body sorting pathway. The record is from RefSeq and is a predicted model, not a curated record. Gene Ontology annotation, cellular component: plasma membrane; cytoplasm; vesicle membrane.